CUCCGCAACCACCACCUGCGGCGGCAGCGGGGGGCUGGCGGCCCCGGCCCCUGCCCGGCCCCCUCCCCCAGCCCCAUGCCUCGGCCCUAACCCCGCCGCCCUCCCCUGCGGAGGGCGCUUCCCCGCGCCCCCUGCCCGCCCCGUCCAUGCCGGGCGCCAUGAACGACCAGUACCACCGCGCGGCCAGGGAUGGCUAUCUGGAAUUGCUCAAGGAGGCCACCCGGAAGGAGCUGAAUGCCCCCGACGAGGAUGGCAUGACCCCCACGCUCUGGGCCGCCUACCACGGCAACCUGGAGUCGCUGCGUCUCAUCGUGAGCCGCGGGGGCGACCCGGACAAAUGUGACAUCUGGGGCAACACGCCCCUGCAUCUGGCAGCCGCCAAUGGCCACCUGCACUGCCUGUCCUUCCUGGUGUCCUUUGGGGCCAACAUCUGGUGCCUGGACAACGACUACCACACGCCGCUGGACAUGGCCGCCAUGAAGGGCCACAUGGAGUGUGUACGUUACCUGGAUUCGAUCGCGGCCAAGCAGAGCAGCCUCAGCCCCAAGCUGGUGGGCAAGCUGAAGGACAAGGCCUUCCGCGAGGCGGAGCGGCGCAUCCGCGAGUGCGCCAAACUGCAGCGCAAGCACCACGAGCGCAUGGAGCGGCGCUACCGGCGCGAGCUGGCCGAGCGCUCCGACACGCUCAGCUUCUCCAGCCUCACGUCCAGCACGCUGAGCCGCCGGCUGCAGCACCUGGCGCUGGGCAGCCCCCUGCCCUACUCGCAGGCCACGCUGCACGGCACGGCCAGGGGUAAGACCAAGAUCCAGAAGAAGCUGGAACGGCGCAAGCAGGGCGGCGGCGAGGGCACCUUCAAGGUCUCCGAGGACGGGCGCAAAAGCGUGCGCUCGCUCUCGGGCCUGCAGCUGGGCAGCGAUGUGAUGUUCGUGCGCCCUGGCACCCACGCCAACCCCAAGGAGUGGGGCCGCGCCCCACUCCGGGAUAUGUUCCUUUCGGACGAGGACAGCGUCUCCCGUGCCACGCUGGCGCCCGAGCCCGCCCACUCGGAGGUCAGCACCGACUCCGGCCACGACUCCCUCUUUACCCGCCCCGGCCUGGGCACCAUGGUCUUCCGCAGGAACUACUUGAGCAGCGGGCUGCAUGGGUUGGGCCGCGGCGAGGACUUGGGGCUGGACGCCGCGGCGGGCACGCUGCGGGGCCGUCUGCGGAGCUCUCCUAGCCUGGACGACGACAGUCUGGGCAGUGCCAACAGCCUGCAGGAGCGCAGCUGCGGGGAGGAGCUGCCCUGGGAUGAGCUGGACUUGGGCCUGGACGAGGACCUGGAGCCCGAGACGAGCCCGCUCGACACCUUCCUGGCCUCGUUGCACAUGGAGGAUUUUGGUGCCCUCCUGCGGCAGGAGAAGAUCGACUUGGAGGCGCUCAUGCUGUGCUCUGACCUUGACCUCCGCAGCAUCAGCGUGCCCCUGGGACCCCGCAAGAAGAUCCUGGGCGCCGUGCGCAGGCGCAGGCAGGCGUUGGAGCGCCCGCCCGCCCUGGAGGACACGGAGCUGUGA
Ochotona curzoniae (black-lipped pika) is the source of this 1553-nucleotide messenger RNA. It is a transcript of the gene USH1G, whose product is annotated as USH1 protein network component sans. Lineage: Eukaryota; Metazoa; Chordata; Mammalia; Lagomorpha; Ochotonidae. The record is from RefSeq and is a predicted model, not a curated record. The transcript has 2 exons. Bases 147 to 1553 code for a protein of 468 amino acids. Gene Ontology annotation, molecular function: protein binding. Gene Ontology annotation, biological process: equilibrioception; sensory perception of light stimulus; sensory perception of sound.